AUGGAAACGGCUGGAAUAGACUAUACAAAUGAAGAAGAUAUACGUAAUAUGGAUACUGGUAAAUUCAAUGAUUACAUGGCCACCAUGUUCCCACAGUGUAUGAACUUCCGAUCGAAUCAAGCAGGCUAUGGAAGCAAUCGAUAUCAAUCAAUAGCCGCACUUCAAAAUCCUGAUCUAGAAGAGGAGUCAGAAGAUGAGUUCGAUUGGAGCACUAUCACAUAA
Strongylus vulgaris is the source of this 222-nucleotide messenger RNA. The record is from the annotation of a GenBank genome assembly. Lineage: Eukaryota; Metazoa; Nematoda; Chromadorea; Rhabditida; Strongylidae.